GAUGAACAGUUCUCACCAUGAGAAUAGGAAUAGGGGGUACAGGGAGUUUGGACAGACAAUGGGGACACAAGAUUUGAAGCCAAAGUGUUUCGUCAUCAAAGAAAGAUAGAGAAGAAAAGAAAAAUACCUAAUCGAAGUAACUCUACUCAAAUUGCUUAGCCUUUCUCACACUUACAAUUCCAAAGAAAGGAAAAAAAUAUAUUGACAAUCAAUGAUGGAGGAUAUUAGCAACUACACCAAGGUUUAUGUUACAGGAGGCUCUACUAUUACUGAAAGGCUAUUACUGAAAGGCUAUACUGUCCAUGCCACACUAAGGAACUUAGAUGAAAAAUCCGAAGUGGACCUUCUACGGUCCCUUCCUAAUGCAGACACCAGAUUAGUGCUAUUCCAAGCUGAUAUGUACAAUCCCACUGAAUUUGAACCAGCAAUUAGAGGCUGCCAAUUUGUUUUCCAUGUGGCUACCCCCAAGCAACACAAUUCCCAGAGCUCCCAGGUCUAA
Molecule: messenger RNA, 499 nt
Organism: Camellia sinensis
Lineage: Eukaryota; Viridiplantae; Streptophyta; Magnoliopsida; Ericales; Theaceae
Source: RefSeq, a predicted model, not a curated record